CUCAAAACUGCCCUAACGCGAAGAAAAAGAAGAAGAAAACAGCAUGCUCGUCAGCGUGAGUGAAAUUUGCAGUUGAACGGGCAAGGGACAGACGAGACAAACCAACCAGCAAUGCUGUCGGUAAAUCUCCUGCGCACAUUACGAGGCUGCGGUGUUCCGCGGUCGUUCUCGAGCCUCCGGCCGGCGGCGUUGACAUACUCUGCGCGGCUCUCCGUGUCCGGUGUCAGAGGAGAGCAACCGCUAACGCUCCACGCUGUCACAAGGUCAUUCCCCAUCUUACACAAGGUGCAGUCCUACUGUCCGUCCAUCCGCUGUCUCUCCACGGCGCCCCACUCCAGUCAGGGGAACCUCAUUUACUCUGGCAGCCUGGGCAGUUCUAUUCGGGGGGUGAAGUUUUUUUCUUACAGCACCACUGGGGCCAGCCUCGUCAUCAUGCCACAAAUCCUCCUGAAAAGUGGAUUAGGAGUCGAGAGCCUUGCCCUCCAGGUCGCUUUCUGCGUAGUUAUCGGCUUCUUUACUUUCCUCACUCCCGUCCUUCUCCACCUCAUGACCAAAAACUAUGUGGUCCGCCUGUACCACGACGACGCCAGAGACACUUACACUGCCAUCACCUACAGUUUCUUCCUCACUGAAAAAAAGUCUGUGUUCCACCAGAGGCAGGUCAGGAUUCCAGGUAUCAGCAAGAUGUUCACCACUUUCUAUGCUGGCAAUGUCGGAUUCCUGGUAAACCCGGACUUGUUCCCCAUCCCACAUGACUACAACCAUCUAAUGGGUUAUGAUAAGCCCUUCAGCUUUAGCACAGAUGACAUGGACCAACCUGACAAGAGCUGAAAGACUGACUGUGAACGUGCUGAAUAUGAGAAUGCUAGUAUACCUCCAACUCCAAACUGGACAUACACGCUGCUUUUACCUGGUGGAAACAACAUGGCAAACAAAAAAAUUCUUCCCUAGAAGUCCAGAUGUUUUUUGUCAAUAAAUUGAUGGUUAUUUAGUGUUAAUAAAUUAUGACUUUAUUACCAUGA
This is a messenger RNA of Stegastes partitus (bicolor damselfish), 1022 nucleotides long. RefSeq names its product transmembrane protein 70 (gene tmem70). Bases 112 to 831 code for a protein of 239 amino acids. The transcript has 3 exons. Gene Ontology annotation, cellular component: mitochondrial membrane. Gene Ontology annotation, biological process: mitochondrial proton-transporting ATP synthase complex assembly. The record is from RefSeq and is a predicted model, not a curated record. Lineage: Eukaryota; Metazoa; Chordata; Actinopteri; Pomacentridae.